Hevea brasiliensis (rubber tree) is the source of this 525-nucleotide messenger RNA. Its product is annotated as GDSL esterase/lipase At5g55050-like. Bases 1 to 525 code for a protein of 174 amino acids. The record is from RefSeq and is a predicted model, not a curated record. Lineage: Eukaryota; Viridiplantae; Streptophyta; Magnoliopsida; Malpighiales; Euphorbiaceae. Gene Ontology annotation, molecular function: hydrolase activity, acting on ester bonds. The transcript has 4 exons.
AUGGGUGAAUCUGCAGAGAAAGUAAUUUCAAAUUCACUCAUUAUCAUCAGCAUAGGAAGCAAUGGCAUUUUCGACUAUCUGCUCUACAAUGAUACCCACAAUGUGGAAUACUUCAUAACCACUGUCAUGCAAAGUUACCAUUAUCAUCUAACGAAUCUACUAAAUCCGGGGGCUAGAAAAUUUGGUAUUGUAAGUGUUUCACCAAUCGGGUGCAUUCCACGAUACAGGGUCCAAAAUCCUACGGGAGAGUGCAUUGAAGAACGAAACUUGUAUGCUCAAAAGUUCUCUAUAGAACUUGAAGGCAUAAUGCAGAAGCUGAGCGCGGAGUUCGAAGGGAUGAAGUAUUCCCUGGGAAAUUCAUAUGAAGUGACUUCUUAUAUCAUUGACAAUCAUCUUGCAUAUGGUUUCAAGGAUGCUAUAACUGCUUGUUGUGGAUUAGGAAAAAUUGGCGCAGAAUCACCAUGUCUACCAAAUGUGACUGUUGAGUUGGGAUUGAAAGAUGCUGGGACCAAAAAUUUAUGUUGA